AACCAUAGUUAAAUAUCAACAGUUUCGAAGGACUUAACCAUUGUCCAUUGUUAAAGCUGGCGCCGCUUUGACUAUUUUUUAAUUACUUUUAUAUAUUAUUUUUUUUUAGCACUUUAUUCAAGUCUAUCUCUGUCUUUCUUCUUUGCUUCUCUCUCUUCAAUGACUCUGUUUACUGUUUUCUCUCUGUAUUAUGGACGUAGAGCCGCCUUCUGUGAACUCUCCGUGCUUUUCCGGUCAUGACUUGACGACUUAGUUGAAUCGGCGGCUCUCAUUUAGUUUCUUUUUUGUUUUCACUCAAACGAAAGCCAUACACUUGGACAGAAAAAAGCUUUGUCUUUUUCCUACUGCUUUUUAUCAAGUAAAAACAAGCAUAUUAUUUGAAAUUCAAACCAUCAUUUGUGGUGAAUUGUUGUAUCCGAACUCGACCGUUUCCUCUAUCUGAAACUGAGUUUUUCUUUCUUUGAGCUGAAAAAGAAAAACCUGGAACAAAAACCAGAUUUUUUUGGCUGUCUUUGAUUGGGUUUCGAGUAAAUAAAAGCAUGGUGGAGCUUGAAAAUUCUUCACCCAUGGCAGUUUCUAGAGUUUCUGGAGAAGCAAGUGCAUCUUCUUCGGGUCAUCAGAUUCAAGGCACUCAACAAACAGGAGAAGGAACACCGAAGAAGAAAAGAAAUCUUCCUGGGAUGCCAGAUCCAGAUGCUGAGGUAAUGGCUUUAUCUCCAAAAACGCUGCUAGCCACCAACCGGUUUGUUUGUGAGAUCUGCAAAAAGGGCUUUCAACGCGAUCAAAACCUUCAACUCCACCGACGGGGCCAUAACUUACCAUGGAAAUUACGGCAAAGAACCAGCAAAGAAAUACGAAAGCGAGUCUACGUGUGCCCUGAGCCAAGUUGCGUCCACCACAACCCGGCUCGAGCCCUGGGUGAUCUUACCGGUAUCAAGAAACACUUUUGCAGAAAACACGGGGAAAAGAAAUGGAAAUGCGAGCGGUGUUCUAAAAAAUACGCUGUUCAGUCCGAUUGGAAGGCCCACAUGAAAACUUGCGGCACCCGAGAAUAUAAAUGCGAUUGUGGCACCAUCUUUUCUAGGAGGGAUAGUCUUAUAACGCAUAGAGCUUUCUGCGAUGCGUUAGCUGAGGAAAGCGCAAGGGCUCAAACGCUAGAGAUGGCUGAUACAGAAGGGAAUGGGAGUGGAAAAAGUAUGGUUGGAAGCGGAGCUGCUUCAACAUCCCCGCCACCGCAGCCUUUAACACCGUCUACUACUAGUGUAGUUUCACCGGGCUUGUCAAUUCAGAGUUCAGAAAUACCAGAAAAUCCAAUGGGACUUUCACCACCAACUCCAGCAGCAACUAGUACCUCUCCUUCAAACAGCAAUGUUUUCGCUAGCGUAUUUGCUCCAAACUCUCAACCAUCCAAAAUACCAGCACCAUCUUCGAUCCUUCAAUCAGGAGCACCGUUAGAGCGCACAUCCCUAUCUCUUUCCUCUCGUCUCUACCUCUCCAACAAUGGCUCCUCUAUCUUCUCUGGACCUGAACAUGACCAUUGCCACUAUGCUCCAUCCCCGCAACCAGCCAUGUCUGCUACUGCAUUGCUACAAAAGGCUGCACGAAUGGGUUCAGCGGCAUCAAACCCUUCACUGCUCCGUGGUUUAGGCUUGGCAAUAUCAUCAACUUCCUCUGAUGGUAAAGAUCCUAAUGUUAAGUCAGAGAGCAAUUCAAUGGCAACUGGUUUUGGCCUUGGCCUUCCUACAAAUGGAAGUUCUGGCUUGACUAAUACCAUGAUAGGCAUAAGCUCAUCCUCGCUGUUUGGAAACAAGCCUACUACGCUUGAUCUUCUUGGCCUUGGCAUGGGUGAUGGUGGAGCUUCCUCAAGUGGACUGUCUGCUUUGCUCACUUCCUUUGGAGGUGGCUUCAAUGUUGGAGCAGCAGCUACUACAUCCUAUGGAACAGGAGGGAGUUCGCCUGGAGAAACAUGGGAAGGUGCACCGGAUAGAAAGCCCACUGGCCCAACCAUGCUUUAGAGGUUCAGUUCCCAGCUAAAGGAUACACCAUUUUGUUUUUCAAUCUUUUUAGUCUUUCUUCAAUACAACUGCUUAGAACUGAGAGAAGAAUGUUAGAGUCAGACUCUAAUUUUUGGCUUUCCGUGUGUUAAAUACUGCCUUUUAAAGUUAGUUUCCUUUUGAGGUAAAGUUUAAUUUAAAGGUUGUACGGGAACUCCUGUAGUUAGUAUCUAGCAAAUGUAGCACAAACUAUGAUGCUACUAUAUACAGUUAUUUUUUACUUUUUUAUUAAACUUGAUUGUUGUUUCACAUCCAAGCUCCAACUUCCAACAUGACUGUCCAUACAGGGACAGGGUUCAAUUUGCCAAAAUUUGACUGAA
Molecule: messenger RNA, 2374 nt
Organism: Durio zibethinus
Lineage: Eukaryota; Viridiplantae; Streptophyta; Magnoliopsida; Malvales; Malvaceae
Product: zinc finger protein GAI-ASSOCIATED FACTOR 1-like
Cellular component (GO): nucleus
Molecular function (GO): DNA-binding transcription factor activity
Source: RefSeq, a predicted model, not a curated record